ACUCGAACGAUCUGGCAACUACGAAUAUCGAUGUCUGAAUAAAUUUAGCAAGUUAUCUUUACCAUUUAAUGGUUGAAAUUUGACUAUUUAUUAAUACCUCAGGAAUUGUUAUUAUGUGUUUAGUGUUUUGACAGAAUGAAAAUUAACGAGAAAAACUUGUGUGUUUUCGCCUCUACACCUCCAUUUGAUUGCGAGGGAUUUUUGAAUAAGCGUGGUGAAGUUAAUAAGGCGUUCCAAAGACGAUAUUUCGUACUAAAAGGAAACUUGCUAUUUUAUUUUGAGAAAAAAGGAGAUAAAGAACCUUUGGGACUCAUAAUUGUAGAAGGUUGCACAAUAGAAUUGUCGGAAGAAAGCGAUCAGUAUUGUUUCGAAAUAGCUUUCAAUGGUAACCGAACUUACGUCUUAAGUGCAGAUUCGCAGGAAAUUAUGGAAAGUUGGAUGAAAGCUUUGACAUGCGCUGGCUAUGAGUACAAAAAAUUGGUUGUAGCAGAGCUACAGAGGCAAUUAGAAGAGAUUGAUUGUUCUCGUAAUAAAAUUCCUACGGAGGUAACCCCUACAACAAAUGUGCCUAGGCCACCACCUCGAAGAUACAAUCCAUUCAAUCGACCAGCUCCGCCCUUGCCAGGCACUAGUAAUAAUAAUGGAGUUCCUGGACCCUUCAUUAAUGGUCAGUUUGUUUCUGCCAGACAUGGUGGCUUGAACUCGACGCACACUUCACCUGAAUCAAUCCUUGGGAACAUCCCUAUGCCGCCAGUAAGGACUAACAAAAAUGAUUGCAAUAAUGCAGUCAAUUCAGCAGUAUUUAAAUCAUGUUCCCCAUCGCUGAAUAUUUUGCGAAAUAACAAUUAUACAUUUGAUCAAUUACAUGAAAAUUUUCGCCAAGCGGUAAUGAAAGAUGUGCUUAUAUACAGGACGGAACAAUUACUCAAGGCGAAGCCGCUUAUUGAAUUGUGAUGUUUUUCUAAUAUUUAACAUAUGCUUAAGAAUAGUAAUGUGCCUUGAAAUUAAGACACAUAUUUGUCAGUUUAAGUAUUUAAUAUUUAUUUUCUUAUGUGCCGAAAAUUAACUUUGUCGUCAUUAGUUAUUUGAGGGUGUCCUACGAUAAUAGCAAUUACUACAUAUGUAUAUGUGUACUACUGUAAAAUUGUGUGUUGAAUAGUUUGACAUUUGUUCCAUUUUAUAACCAACUUACUGUGGUGUACUCAAAAUAAAACCACUGACCGUUUUUAUCACAUCAA
This is a messenger RNA of Zeugodacus cucurbitae (melon fly), 1238 nucleotides long. RefSeq names its product sesquipedalian-1 (gene IPIP). Bases 136 to 954 code for a protein of 272 amino acids. Gene Ontology annotation, cellular component: trans-Golgi network; recycling endosome; early endosome. Lineage: Eukaryota; Metazoa; Arthropoda; Insecta; Diptera; Tephritidae. The transcript has 4 exons. Gene Ontology annotation, biological process: retrograde transport, endosome to Golgi; receptor recycling; endosome organization. The record is from RefSeq and is a predicted model, not a curated record.